UCAAUAAAAUUCUGUAUCAAAUAUAAUAACAAUAACCUCCACGCCCAAACCGCCUCCUCUCUUCUCUAUAAAUACACACAUUUGCUUCUACUUCUUCUCGUUCAAACAUUUCUUCAGCGUUGUAUUACAAUAUUAAAAUAAAAAUUAUAUAUCCUUAUCUUCAACCAAGAAUGGGAGAGAAACAAGAAGGUGCCAUAGUUCAACAAGAGAAUAAGGCAGCCACCGUAGUCUCUACUGAGCCGACCGACAACAAGCCAAAAAGCGGCGGAGGAGAUUCAACUGCAGCCCCUGCUGCCGCGGCUCCCUCCGCCUUUGUUUACAAAGUGGAUAUGCACUGUGAAGGCUGCGCCAAGAAGAUCAAGAGAAUGGUAAAACACAUAGAGGGAGUCAAAGAUGUGGCGGCGGAUAUGGGUGGGAACAAGCUCACGGUGGUCGGGAAGAUUGAUCCGGUGAAACUCCGGGAGAAGUUGGAGGAAAGAAUGAAGAGAAAGGUGGUACUCACCAACCCACCACCACCACCACCGUCCAAAGUAGGCUUACCUGCCGCCACCGCCGCUGGAGAGAAGAAAUCCGACGGUGUAGAUAAGGCGGCUCCUACUCCUCCUCCUCCGGCCGCUCCCAAAGAGAGCUCGGUGGCUUUAAAGAUCAGACUACAUUGUGAGGGAUGUAUUCAGAAAAUCAAGAAAAUAAUAUUGAAAAUCAAAGGGGUCGAGACAGUGGCAUUUGACGCAGCCAAAGACAUGGUAACAGUCAAAGGAACAAUGGAUGUUAAAGAACUUGUACCUCUCCUCACUAAAAAGCUCAAACGAAACGUCGAGCCUGUUCUUCCGGCCAAGAAAGAUGACGGAGCCGCCGAUAAAAAUAAGUCAGAACCCGCUCCUCCCGCCGCAAAGAAAGAAGAACCGGCUGGUGGUGUUACCGAAGCAAAGAAGGAAGGAAGUGAAGCCGGAGAGAAGAAGAAAGAAGGUGGAGACGGAGGAGAUAAGAAGAAAGAGGGUGCAGACGCCGGAGAGAAGAAAAAAGAAGCUGAAACCGUCGGAGAUAAAAAGAAAGAGGUCGGAGACGGUGAGAAGAAGGAAGGUGGCGCGCCGGCGGUGGCUACGGUGAAUAAGAUGGAUUACUAUGGAUACUCGCAUCCGACGGUUCCAAUGUAUUGGCAAGAAGGACACGUGUACGGUCAUACUUAUUCAACAGAGGGUCAGACUUAUCCAAUAGGGGGUCAGAGUUAUCCAGGUUCAGGAUAUAAUUACGCAAGCCAAAGCUACGUGCCUUACUGAUGCAGCGGACGAUAGAGUGAACAGUCGAUCAAAGAACUUUUAGGGUUCCAGAGACCUGUUCUUGGAUCAAUCAAGAGUUUCUUUCGAUAGCGUCUUGAGACCAACUUCCUGUAUUGAUGAAUUUAAUCGAAUCAAUAACAAGGCAACUCAAAGAAGAUGAAUUUAAUCAAAUCUCUUUCAAGGUAUAAAGCAAAAGCUCGUUUAUUAAUUAUCAAAGUCUCAAUACAAUUUUAGGCUUGAAUGCCUAUUUAUAAUAAAUCCUUAAAUCUAGAAAAUCAUAAUCUUAACUAAAAUAGGAAAACCAUUAAAAUAUAGAAAAUACAAAUAAAAGGUAAUUAUCUAAUUCAAUAUAUUUAACAAAAUAAAUAAUAAGAUAUUUGGAAAUUUUCCAAAUACUUAUCUGCAUCAUUCUCUCCGGGUUGGAAAAGAUUCGUCCUCGAAUCUUAAAUCGGUUUUUUGUGGUUGAAAUCUUCAAAUAUGUAUCUUCAAAUCCGAAAUUUGCACAAAGCCUGAUCUUUUGACUUUGCAUGAAAUUCGCACGAAACUCGUCCUGUACGAAUUUUGCACGGAAUUGAUUAUUCUUGAAGUCUUCUGAAUAGACGAGAUUUCGCCCUAUUUUUGCACGGACGAAAUUAUCAUAUUCUUCAUAAACAUCAUAGAUUGGAUCUCCACAAAUCUCUUUGUAGAUCUCAUCAUCUUCAUAAACGUCGUAGAUUGGAUCACCUGAAAUCUCUUUGUUGAUCUCAUGGCCUUCUUCUCUCUCGACAAAGGGACUUUCGUCCUGGAUAGGAUAGAUGUUCGCAAUCACCAUGACAUCCAGAAUCGUCUUCGAUUAAGAAAUCAAAGAGACGAGGCUCUGAUACCAACUGAUGCAGCGGACGAUAGAGUGAACAGUCGAUCAAAGAACUUUUAGGGUUCCAGAGACCUGUUCUUGGAUCAAUCAAGAGUUUCUUUCGAUAGCGUCUUGAGACCAACUUCCUGUAUUGAUGAAUUUAAUCGAAUCAAUAACAAGGCAACUCAAAGAAGAUGAAUUUAAUCAAAUCUCUUUCAAGGUAUAAAGCAAAAGCUCGUUUAUUAAUUAUCAAAGUCUCAAUACAAUUUUAGGCUUGAAUGCCUAUUUAUAAUAAAUCCUUAAAUCUAGAAAAUCAUAAUCUUAACUAAAAUAGGAAAACCAUUAAAAUAUAGAAAAUACAAAUAAAAGGUAAUUAUCUAAUUCAAUAUAUUUAACAAAAUAAAUAAUAAGAUAUUUGGAAAUUUUCCAAAUACUUAUCUGCAUCAUUCUCUCCGGGUUGGAAAAGAUUCGUCCUCGAAUCUUAAAUCGGUUUUUUGUGGUUGAAAUCUUCAAAUAUGUAUCUUCAAAUCCGAAAUUUGCACAAAGCCUGAUCUUUUGACUUUGCAUGAAAUUCGCACGAAACUCGUCCUGUACGAAUUUUGCACGGAAUUGAUUAUUCUUGAAGUCUUCUGAAUAGACGAGAUUUCGCCCUAUUUUUGCACGGACGAAAUUAUCAUAUUCUUCAUAAACAUCAUAGAUUGGAUCUCCACAAAUCUCUUUGUAGAUCUCAUCAUCUUCAUAAACGUCGUAGAUUGGAUCACCUGAAAUCUCUUUGUUGAUCUCAUGGCCUUCUUCUCUCUCGACAAAGGGACUUUCGUCCUGGAUAGGAUAGAUGUUCGCAAUCACCAUGACAUCCAGAAUCGUCUUCGAUUAAGAAAUCAAAGAGACGAGGCUCUGAUACCAACUGAUGCAGCGGACGAUAGAGUGAACAGUCGAUCAAAGAACUUUUAGGGUUCCAGAGACCUGUUCUUGGAUCAAUCAAGAGUUUCUUUCGAUAGCGUCUUGAGACCAACUUCCUGUAUUGAUGAAUUUAAUCGAAUCAAUAACAAGGCAACUCAAAGAAGAUGAAUUUAAUCAAAUCUCUUUCAAGGUAUAAAGCAAAAGCUCGUUUAUUAAUUAUCAAAGUCUCAAUACAAUUUUAGGCUUGAAUGCCUAUUUAUAAUAAAUCCUUAAAUCUAGAAAAUCAUAAUCUUAACUAAAAUAGGAAAACCAUUAAAAUAUAGAAAAUACAAAUAAAAGGUAAUUAUCUAAUUCAAUAUAUUUAACAAAAUAAAUAAUAAGAUAUUUGGAAAUUUUCCAAAUACUUAUCUGCAUCACUUACCCUCAACCAAACAUGAACGCGGCUCCUGGAAUGUUCAGCGAUGAGAACCCGAACGGUUGCUCCGUCAUGUAACCAUGGACCGAAUUGUAAAUAUAUGAAAAGUCGGGACGUAAAAUGUGAAACAUUCGCAAGUGGUAACUUUAGAUAAAACUUAGAAACUGAGAUGGAACCAGCAGGUUCUGACGUGUAAUGUGUAACUUUGUUCCUUUGUUAGUUAGUUCUUUCAAAUAUUUAAAUAAUUAGUUUUUUAAAAUAAAUAAUUAGUUGUUUUACUUUAA
This is a messenger RNA of Raphanus sativus (radish), 3708 nucleotides long. RefSeq names its product heavy metal-associated isoprenylated plant protein 5. Bases 171 to 1277 code for a protein of 368 amino acids. The record is from RefSeq and is a predicted model, not a curated record. The transcript has 3 exons. Gene Ontology annotation, molecular function: metal ion binding. NCBI's taxonomy places the organism in Eukaryota, Viridiplantae, Streptophyta, Magnoliopsida, Brassicales, Brassicaceae.